Nomascus leucogenys (northern white-cheeked gibbon) is the source of this 1002-nucleotide messenger RNA. RefSeq names its product lactalbumin alpha (gene LALBA). Gene Ontology annotation, molecular function: calcium ion binding; lactose synthase activity. The record is from RefSeq and is a predicted model, not a curated record. Lineage: Eukaryota; Metazoa; Chordata; Mammalia; Primates; Hylobatidae. Gene Ontology annotation, biological process: lactose biosynthetic process.
AACUCUACAAGAAACAAAGGGAUAAACAAAGCCAAAUGGGAAGCAGGAUCAUGGUUUGAACUCUUUCUGGGCAGAGAACAAUACCUGGUAUGGACUAGAUACUGGGAGAGGGAAAGGAAAAGUAGGGUGAAUUAUGGAAGGAAGCUGGCAGGCUCAGCGUUUCUGUCUUGGCAUGACCAGUCUCUCUUCAUUCUCUUCCUAGAUGUAGGGCUUGGUGCCAGAGCCCUGAGGCUUUCUGCAUGAAUAUAAAUAAAUGAAACUGAGUGAUGCUUCCAUUUCAGGUUCUUGGGGGCAGCCAAAAUGAGGUUCUUUGUCCCUCUGUUCCUGGUGGGCAUCCUGUUCCCUGCCAUCCCGGCCAAGCAAUUUACAAAAUGUGAGCUGUCCCAGCUGCUGAAAGACAUAGAUGGUUAUGGAGGCAUUGCUUUACCUGAAUUGAUCUGUACCAUAUUUCACACCAGUGGUUAUGACACACAAGCCAUAGUUGAAAACAGUGAAAGCACGGAAUAUGGACUCUUCCAGAUCAGUAAUAAGCUUUGGUGCAAGAGCAGCCAGGUCCCUCAGUCAAGGAACAUCUGUGACAUCUCCUGUGACAAGUUCCUGGAUGAUGACAUUACUGAUGACAUAAUGUGUGCCAAGAAGAUCCUGGAUAUUAAAGGAAUUGACUACUGGUUGGCCCAUAAAGCCCUCUGCACUGAGAAGCUGGAACAGUGGCUUUGUGAGAAGUUGUGAGCGUCUGCUGUCCUUGGCACCCCUGCCCACUCCACACUCCUGGAAUACCUCUUCCCUAAUGCCACCUCAGUUUGCUUCUUUCUGUUCCCCCAAAGCUUAUCUGUCUCUGAGCCUUGGGCCCUGUAAUGACAUCACCGAACUCUUGAGGACUAUUUUCCAGGGAUGCUUGAGUGGUGCACUGAGCUCUAGACCCUUGCUCAGUGCUCCCGAUGGCACUUUCACUACAGCACAGAUUUCACCUCUGUCUUGAAUAAAGGUCCCACUUUGAAGUCA